GGAGACAUGACGUCAUGGAGAGGCGACCAAAUGGAACGGACUGUUACCAUGGUGAAACAUAUUUCCCCAGGUUUUUUUAUCCCGUUUCCCAGUCGUGUCAGUCGGUCCAGUCGGACGGUAUGGCCGCGGAGGACGACGACGCUCUGCUGCUUUUAAUCUACCGGCACCUGAAGGUGAACGGCUACAAGAAAGCUGCCAAGGUGCUGGAGAAACAUGUUACACAGGUGGAGACACCAGAGGAGAGCUCAAACCUACAUGAUAUCUACACAGGCUGGAUGAAGCUUUGCUCUCUGGCCCAACACACCAAGCAGGAGACAGACGACUCCGACAUGUUAAAGAAGAGCAGCAUCAAACCUGAACCUGCCACCAGCGAAGAAGAAGAAGAAGAGGGCGUAGACACCAAACUGUCCAACGCAGCACAGGAAGAUGAUGAGGAUACCAAGCCUCCACCUGAGUCCAAGGUGGAUGGUGAGGAGUCCUCUGGUCCAGAGCUCACCUGCUCAGGUAAAGACGCUGAGUCCGUCUCUGAGCAGCUGCUCGACGCUGCAGGUGAAACCAAAGCAACAGACAAGGACAGCGACAAGGACUCUUCUGACAGUGAAGAGGAAGACAAGAAGAAGAAGAAGAAGGAGGAGGAGGAAACAAAAAUGGAGGAAGAGUCCGCUCCCGUCGGAGCAGCUGCCAAGGCAACAAACGGGGCAGAAAGCUCCGGCUCGGAUUCCUCUGACUGUGAGGAAGUGGCUGAACCCACAGAGGGCGACUCCGACACCCGGGCUGCCUCCGAUCAGACUGAGGAUCAACCCCAGGCCUCCAGCUCAGGAGGGGAGAGCAGUAAGGAGCAUGAAGAGGCCGGUGAUGAGCCCACACAGGAGGCAGAAACUGUCAUGGACGCCUCUAAUGCUGCAGAUGAAACCUCUGCAUCAGAGCAGACAGCUGUCAAUCAAACAGAGGCCACAGAGGAGGAGGGCAGCGCUGCAGAGAAGUGCACCCAGGCCGAGCCCACCAGCUCAGACCUGACGGCCGAGGAGACCAACGAGCAGCCGGCAGAGAGCGAAGCCCCGCCCCCCUCAGACCUUGACUCUGAAAAACCAAAAGAAGAAGAGGAUGAUGUAGAGGAGGAGGAGGAGGAGGAGGAGAAGGUCAGUGAGAACCAGACGGAGGUGUCGACAGCACCAGGUGACACUGAUGACCCCCCCGUCACCGACACUGAAAAGGCGACGGUGGCGGCUGCAGCAGAUCAAACCGACCCAGACGACUCCAUCAUCCUCAACAUUCAAGUCGACGACAGCGAAGCAGCCGAGCGAGAAACCAGCCGGCUGCUCCCCAUGGAGGCUGAGUCCUGCGAGGAGGCGAGAACUCCCAAGAAAAAGAAGAAGAAAAACAAAAAGGAAACAGAAACAGCAGAAACAGCAACCACAGAUACAUCCACCACAGAAACACUCAGUGACACUCCUCUUACCUCCAAGUCUGCCAAAAAGAAAAAGCGAGACAAAAAGAGAAAAGAGGAGGAGGAGCAGCAGCAGCAGCAGCAGCAGGAGGAGGAGGAGGAGGAGGAGGUGUCUCAGGUAACUCCAUCAGAGAAGAAGGCUAAGAAAAGGAAAAGGGAAAGAGAAGAGGUGGAAGAGAAAGACGAGGAAACUCCUGCCGCUCCUUCAGAAAAUAAAAUUAAAAAGAAGAAGAAGAAGGUUAAAGAUGUGGAAGAGGAGGAGAGAGAGGCAGGAGGAGCAGUAGAGGAGGAGGAGGAGAAGGUGGAGAAUCCUGAGAUAACAGAGGAGAAAAAGAAGAAGAAGAAAAAGAGGAAAAAGGAUGGAGGACUGGAGAAGGAGGUGGCACAGUCUGAUGAAACGCCAGCAGGGGGCGACAAAGACACAGAAAAUAAACCAAAUGCAACAGCAGAUGGAGACUCCUCUCUGAUCUCCUCAACCAAAAAGAAACGUCUCAGGAAGAAACUCAGCCUGAAGAAGAGACUGAAGCUCAGGAAAGACGAGAUGAAGAUGAAGAAGAGGAAGAACAGCAAAUUCCCUGCAGGACAGACUGAGACCACAGGCAGAAAGAAACAAAAACAGAUGGAAGAAGUAGCGGAGGAGACGCCUCAGCGAAAACCAACCAAACGACCCAACCCCGCUCGAACCCUGGAGUACAACGACACGCCAAAGAAGAAAAUUAAAACGGAGCAGGAGGAGAAUUCCUCAAAGGAAAACCAACCUCCAAAGACGAAACCAAAGAAGAAGAAGAAGAAGAAGAAGGGACAGGUGGAGGAGGGGGGUGAAAGCAGUGCGGUGAGCGACCUGAGCUCCGAGCAUCUUGAAGUGGUCUCGUCGAAGAAGAAGAAAAAGAAGAGGAUGAAGGUUGAUGGAGGCGAGGAGAUGACAGGAAAUUCAACUCCAGUCCCUGCGAACGAGGACACACCCACAAAGAAGAAGAAGAAGAACAGGCUAAAGGAGAAACUUGAGGAGACAGAAGCUCCAGAUGUUAAGACUCCUACAGCUGUUUCUACGAAAAAGAAAAGCUCCAAAAAGAAGAUUUUCUCAGAUUAAAUCUGGAUGUCAGUGGAGGGGGGAUGAUUGUAUCUUGGACCUGAAAGACCCAGAAUUAACAGGACAAUCUGCAUGACGUUAGUGCCUUUAACUCCUGAUUCUUCAAUUUGAGAUGAAAGAAUUUUCUCUUCUAAGAAACAGAGAGAGAUUUCUGAGGGAACGUCAGUGUUUUCAGUCACAUUUUACUUUUGUUUUUGGUCUAAAACUGUGAAAACUAAACUAACUAUGGAAGCAGAAUGGCCAAAUUUAAAAUUAUUUUUUAAUACCAUUAUAUAAGAUAAGAAAGGUUAAAUUAUCUCAUUAUCUCAAGAAAUCUGCCUUUUAUUUUCUUACAUUAAUGAGAUAAAUUACUCUUAAUCUCUAAAUAAUGGCAUUAAAAAAUAAUGGCAGUUCUGAGCCUCCAUAACUAACUCAUACACCUUCAGUUUCUACAUAUUUACAAUUUACAAUUCUUUAUCAGAUUGAAACUUUAAUUAUACAGCUUUUUUAUGGCAGAUCUGCUCUCAAGGUAAAAUUUAACCAACAUAACUGCGAUAUUUGAAAUAAUAAUGAGAAAUGAGAACUUCUCGUAGCCGUGACCUCCUUUUUUUCCUUUUCCUUUUUUUACUAUUGUACCAAACAUUAACAACAUUUUUUUUUUUCCUUUCUCUUGACCUUGUAUGCAAUAAUAAUAAAAAUAAUAAAAUAAAUAAAUAAUAUGAGUCACAGUUGAAGUGGGAAUGGUGGAAAUGUUAAUAUUGCAUUUGGCCAUCUUGAAAUUUCAAUCAGUUAUUCAGUUCUAGUUGCACUCAGCUCUACAUUGCUUCUCUAUUAGUUUAAUUAUCGAUUAAUCAAUCGACAGAGAAUGAAUCAGAAAUUAUUUUGAUAAUUGAGGUUUAACCGUCUGGGUGUUUAACUGUAAUUUUUCAAGCAAAAAAUUCAAACAUUUGCUGGUUUAAUGUGAUAAUUUGAUGCUUUUCUUGGUUCUUUGGACUGUAGGUGAAAUAAAAUGAGCAGAACAUGAUCUCUGGCUUUGAGAAAUUAUAGUAAAACAACUUUUUUCCCCCAAAAGCAGCUGAACAAGAACUUCACCUUUAGACAAAAUGGUUUAAAUUGUUCAGAUUUUGAUUUAAAUCAAGAACUAUUUGAUUAACUACAGUGCUGCAACUAAUGAUUAUCUUUGCUAUCAAUCUGUUGAUUGCUUUUUCUAAAAAGAUAAAAGAUAUUUGAUAAUUUCAUUUUCAAACUGAAUAUUUAGCAGUGAAGUGAAAACAUUUGAAGGUCACAUCUGAUUAAUCAUAUAAGAACUUAACAGAUGAUCAAAAGAAAAUUUGGUUGCAAACAUUUCUGAUGAAUUAAGACGUCCGAGCAGGAAUUUGACUCUUGGAUUUCAAUUAGCUUGAAAUAAGAUGUUUAAUAAAUGUUGAGGUUCGAUACUCAGCCUGACUUAUUUCAGCUCUGCCUUAGAGAAACAUUUGUAUAAUUAAAGCUACAAUCUUCAUCUCAGCAACAGUGAUAGAAAUUCUUACUUUCUUACCGUUGUCUUCCUGCCGGUUCGACAGAUGAGCUUUGUGUCGGGAACAAGCUGUGAAACAUUUCAGAACAGGUCGUGUUUGAGCAACAACGUCAGAGAAUAUUAUGAUGGGAGGAUCUUCGUAGUUAGAGUCUAUUUCUGAGCUUUUUUAGUUUUGUUGUUUCACUAACUCCUGUUGCAUAAGAUGUGAUUUUCCUUUUCUUCCUCUGUCGGUCAUAAAACUGUGAAGUUCUGUGUUUUUUUUAUUUGGAAACUGUUUUGUUUACUGUGUUCUGUUGUUUGCACCAUUUUUCUUAACAAAUCCCAUGAGCUAUUAACUAUGCACCUGAUUAAAUGUUGUUGUUAGAGGGGAGAUAUUUACACGUUUCACUACCUGGAUGUUCCUGAGAAGCAACAUGUUCACGUCUCUGUAGGACACAGAAAAAGAAAAUAAAUCAAUCUCUCCAGCAGCUUUAA
This is a messenger RNA of Lates calcarifer (barramundi perch), 4506 nucleotides long. RefSeq names its product ABC transporter F family member 4. NCBI's taxonomy places the organism in Eukaryota, Metazoa, Chordata, Actinopteri, Centropomidae. The record is from RefSeq and is a predicted model, not a curated record. The transcript has 16 exons. Gene Ontology annotation, molecular function: protein binding. The coding region runs from base 15 to 2537 and encodes 840 amino acids.